Messenger RNA from Strigops habroptila (Kakapo), 3394 nucleotides. It is a transcript of the gene N4BP2L1, whose product is annotated as NEDD4 binding protein 2 like 1. Lineage: Eukaryota; Metazoa; Chordata; Aves; Psittaciformes; Psittacidae. The record is from RefSeq and is a predicted model, not a curated record. Bases 420 to 1055 code for a protein of 211 amino acids. The transcript has 5 exons.
UCAGCACUGGCUUGUGUUCUCCCACCUUUGAGAAUCUGGUAGUUAAUCUUGAUUUUUAAGUAAUGAAAGAUGGUAUCUUGGGCUAAUGUUCCGGGUAGAAGGCCAAUGCCGUAAGUGCACGGUUUUGCUGUAUGAGCAGCCAAUGUCCUUUCUUUCCGGUAUACUUCUCCUUAAGGCAGCUUUCGUUUUCGAACGGGGAAGGUCUCGGGAGCCUGGGACGGAUCCCACGUCCCCCUCCACCGAGGGACGCGGGUUUCCCCCACCGCCCCGUCAGCGCACGACACAAGCCGCAGCUGGGGCCCGGGGAAUGAUCGCCGGGGCCGGGCGCCGGAGCGGCUGCCCGGGCUUCCUCCUCUUCCCCGCCGCUGCGGGCCGGGCCGGGCCGUGCCCUGCUGCUCCCGCCCCGCUCGCUGCCGGGGAUGGAUGAGCGGCUGCUGCGGGCCCUGGGGGGCCUCAGCCUGCAGCCGCGGCGGAGCAGGUUCGCCGGGCGGCUGGUGCUGCUGCGGGGGCUGCCGGGCGCCGGGAAGAGCACCCUGGCCAGACAACUGAAACGUGACUAUCCCAGUGCUGUAGUUCUUAGUACUGAUGACUUCUUUAUUGAAAAUGGUGUAUACGUGUUUGAGCCUGACUUCCUAGAGGAUGCACACAAAUGGAACCAAAAGAGAGCACGCAAAGCAAUGAAGAAUGGGAAAAGCCCGGUUAUUAUUGAUAAUACCAACAUCCAUGCUUGGGAAAUGAAGCCGUAUGUGAUGAUGGCACGUGAAAACGGAUAUGAAGUUAUAUUCCAAGAACCAGAUACACCCUGGAAGUUCAAUGUUCAAGAACUGACAAGAAGAAAUACUCAUCAUGUCCCUCGACAAAAGAUACAACAGAUGAAGGAACAAUACGAGCACAAUGUUACCUUCCACAGUGUUCUUCAGUCCGAAAAACCACGUCGAGAUGAGAGAAGGUCCCAUGGACCAAACGCAGCUUAUGGCAUGGGUGCCCAUUCCUGCCCCCCUCCAGCCUUCUCAAACAGGAGGCCUCGUGGCGCAUACAAGCAAUAUGCCAUUUAAGUGAAGAGGUGGAUUCCCCGGUGGGUUUUAAUUAUCAGGGUAUAAAAGUCUCUAGUUGUACAUCUUUUUUCUAAACUGUUUUUUAUUCUUGUAUUUUUCUACUGUAUUUCUAAAUUACUUUUAUUUCUUGGAAAUAUUUUAAUGCCUCUGGAUUAUGAUCUCACAGCUCUGCAUGACCAAUCUAAGAGCACUAUCCCCAGUACAAACUGUACUCCCUUUCAUCCCACUUCCUUCACAAAAAUCCAUUCAAGCUUACAGUGACAUUUAGUGGCUGUGCCACAUGGUUUUUGUUUGGUUUUGGUUUUCUGCAUCACUCUCUGUCCCUAAUAGAUAACAAUAUUCCUAAGUUAAUUCCUUCUUUCUUACAGGCCAUGUGGCCAAUUCCUUCUCCACACAGUUGUCAUUUCUUGCCAUUUUAAUACUUUUUAAUAUUGCCAUUUUAAUACUGUCUGGCUGUAUAACCUUUUGUAUCUAUAUCUUCCCACUCCACCUUGCCUAGAGCAUUACUGCAAUUUUAAAGAGAUGCAAAGUGAAUGGUGGAAAAGGCAGCUCUACCAGAUUUUAGUGAGAUUUGAUGCUGUUCCCUAUUCUCGUCUCUGCUGUCCGGAUACUGCUGGUAUUUCUUACCUUAGCUCUAGUACAGCCAAACAGCUUCACCAUCCUGGAGGUGAAACUUUAACACACCAAACAGAGCCCUUUAUCUUGCCAUAGGAUUCACCGGGUCCUGAGAUGAGUCCAUAUACAGAUGCUUCUAAAAGGAAACAUUAGUAUUAGGCUAGUGCCUGUUAGCUUCUAAGAAGGAACAGAGCUACAGGAGCAGAUCCGAGUAGUUGAAGCACAAGUCUACCAAAUACCCAAACUAACUCAGAAGUACAAAAUAAUUACUUAAGAAAGAGGAAAAAAAAGUUCUUCAAAGGGAAGAAAUCAAUGAUUUGUUCUGCUGAGUGCUGAGAAGCCACGGUCUGAUGGAUGAGUGAGAAGUUAUUCUGCCGGGAUUUUAUCCAUAGUUAAAUUCUGCUGAUUAUGCCUGCAUCAAGAAGCCUCACAAAGCAUUUUUGAAAUGCAGCAUUUGGGAUGGGAAUUAUUUUUUGAAGUGGGUGUGGAUUAUUAGGCAGUGCUUAUAGAACAGGGCAGCAGUGAGUUUUUUUGCAGUGGGAAAUGAAGACAGCUCACAUUGCUUGUUAAGAAAUACAGGUAGAGAUGCUAUUCAUCUAGCAACUUAGCAGACGAGAGUAUGAGGUGUAAAGAAAUCUGCUGUUUCUAGGCAAAAGCCAAGCUCUCUUCAGGACAGAGUAGAUGUAUGACAAGAAUUGCAUUUUCUACUCAAGCUGCAUUUAAAGAAGUAAUAUCAUCACUGUAAAUAAUUGUGACUUAGGGUCUAGGGAACCUGGCUCUGCAAUGUUGCACAGAGGUUUGCAGAACUAUCAGCAAGCUUGUGUCAGUUCUCCAGUCCUGCUACAAGUGCCAAGCUUGGCAACAGGAGCUGCUCCCAGCUUGGCACUUGAGCCAAGUGAGUGGCACAGGACUCCUGAGAGGUAGUCGAGUGGGAGCUGGUGGUCCUGGAUCUGAAACAUCCUCCCUCCUUUAACUUGUGCGUGGUGGGAAGCACAGGCAAAGGGCAGCCUGACAACAAACUAAAACGUGGACUUGGCAGCCAGUCUAGCAGGACUGUUUCCCUCUCCAGUGGAGAAACUCCAGUUUUGAGAAGUUUAACUUAAUGAGAACAAAGUCAUGAAUUCAAGUACUCACUCACUCCCAGCAGAAGUGAUGAAAUCAAACAUCUGACUACUAUGGCCUCAAGUGCUUCUUUAAGGAGUAGCUCAGAAAUGCUGACCAAGGAUCUAUCAUUAUUAACUUUGUAUGGCAUUUUGCUAUGAAUCAAAUAAUUAUACCUGUUUUCUAAACCUAUUUUAGCACUAUAUGGAAAGUUUGAAGCGAAAAGUACAAGAACUGUGCCACAAUUGCAGAGCAGUAUUUCAGAAUUAAAGUAUAAUGUUUGGUAACAAUAAACCUAAGAGAAUUGUUUUGCCCUGUGCCACUUCUGACAGCCAAAGAACUAUUGUAACAAAACUGAUCGCUUUAGACUGAAACAAAGAUCCUGCUGUAAUUUAAGAAUACAUCAGAAUCAAAGCAAUGGCUUCGAAAAUGUCAUGAGACCUUCAGCCACACUGAUGCUAUUGUACAAUACAUGUUUAUGUGAGAAAUGUAUAAUUACUCAACUCCAAAUUGUUUUGCAGAUGAAAUGUCAUUUCAUGAGUCUUGUUUUUGUAAUACAGCUUUAUUAAGUACUAUCAGGAUUUAAUGUACAAAGUGUAAAAAUAAAUUGAAUUUGAAAUAUA